This is a messenger RNA of Asparagus officinalis (garden asparagus), 1206 nucleotides long. RefSeq lists its product as uncharacterized. Lineage: Eukaryota; Viridiplantae; Streptophyta; Magnoliopsida; Asparagales; Asparagaceae. The record is from RefSeq and is a predicted model, not a curated record. Bases 1 to 1206 code for a protein of 401 amino acids. The transcript has 2 exons.
AUGAACUAUGGAGCCGGACCGUCACAACUACCAUCUUCUUCUUCUUCUUCUUCUUCUUCUGACGACGAAAUAUGGUCUCAGUACAUUAAAGAUUGGGAGGAAGAUAUGACACAAUGGGAGAAGGAAGAUGAACUCUUAGCUCGCGUACAUGCCUCUAAUAGUAAAAUAAUGACUUAUCUCUCUCAAGAGGCAGAGCGGCCAAAGCGUAUUGGCUCAGUUCCUGGUCAUUUGGUGAUCAAUCGCGGGAGGGAAGAAGGUAAUUCUCGACUUUACCAUGACUAUUUUUCUGAUAACCCUACAUAUGGUGCAAACCUAUUCCGUAGAAGGUUCCGGAUGCACAGGAGUUUAUUCCUUCGUAUAGUCGAGGCGGUACGUGAGCAUGACAACUUCUUCGUACAGAAGAUGGAUGGUGUCGGCAAACUUGGGCUAUCAACUUUACAAAAAGUUACAUCGGCAUUUCGCAUGUUGGCGUAUGGAACAUCAGCAGAUAGUACUGACGAAUAUGUUAGGAUCGGUGAGUCAACUGCAAUUGUGUGUUUAAAGAGAUUUUGCAGAGCAAUUGUAGAAGUAUAUGGAGAUGAAUAUCUGAGGACUCCCAAUGUCGACGAUGUUGCAAGGUUAUUGCAAAAGGGCGAAGAAAGAGGAUCCAAUAACGAUAUUAAUGUAUUGCAGUCGUCUAAUUUGUUCGACAAUCUAUCACAAGGUAUUGCUCCUCCUGCUCAUUACACAAUUCAAGGAAAAAAUUAUGAUGUCGGUUAUUAUUUGGCCGAUGGCAUAUAUCCGAAAUGGCCAACACUUGUUCAAACCAUUUCUAAUUCCGAUGAUAAAAAGAAACAAUAUUUUGCAAUGAUGCAAGAAGCAUGUCGAAAAGAUGUUGAGCGGGCAUUCGGUGUUCUCCAAUCACGAUUUGCUAUCAUCAAGGGGCCAGCCCGUUUUUGGGAUAAACGAACUCUGCAUGAUAUCAUGACUGCUUGUAUUAUAAUGCACAAUAUGAUUGUCGAAGAUGAACGCGACGAGCAAGAAGAUGUUGUCAUUUCAACUCCACAAUCAAUUCCGAAUGCUGAAAAUAUGGAGAUAACGGAAACUGAACGAUUCCAACGGUUUCUUGCUCGACAUAAGAGGUUGAAAAACAAAGAAGCUCAUUUUGCACUUCGAAAUGCAUUGAUUGAACAUUUGUGGGAAAGACAUGGAAAUGAAGCUAUGUAA